AUGUUAGCGUCAUUCCGUGCUACUCAAGGGUUGCGCGGGGCUAUCGAGUCCCUGACACGCCAAGCCACGUGCUCUGCACGGUCCUCGCGCACGACAUCAUCUGCCCUUUCACCCCCGAGCAGCAGGCUCCUUCACAGCACAGCCAUCCGAACCGUAUCAUAUCGUCGCUUCAAUGACGGCGACAAACAGCCCUUGCAAUCAUCCCGGAAUCAGUGGCCUAGCGCACCACAGUCACAGUCGUCCGGACGGGAGCAGCUGUCAGCGGAUGUACUUCGCAAACAACUCGAAGACCAGCUCUUCCGUCGUGUGGGGCAAGUAGGUCAAUCACAGUCUCGAUCACGACAGCCUGUACAGUAUCAGCGCUUUGGCGGCGGCGGUAGCAGUGGCGGCGGAGGUGGACGAGGAGGAAGGGGGUCACUCUUCUCAUCACGUCCACCUACCCUCGUUCUCGUGGCUCUUGGAGGUGCUGGCAUCUACUAUGUUGUGCAUCUCGAACAGGUGCCCGAGACAGGUCGAUGGAGAUUCAUCGAUGUGAGCGCCCAACAAGAGCACGAGAUGGGGCAGGAGACGUUCCGACAGACGUUGGCAGAAUACCGCGAUCGCAUCCUGCCUGCUUCGCACCCUUACUCGAAGCAGGUGCGUGCUGUAGCCAGCCGCAUCGUCGCUGCCCUCGACAAGGCCGUAGACGAUCGCAACCAGCCUCAUCACACCAAGGGAGAUCCGUUCCUCACCCACCAUUCGCACGGUGAGCAAGGCGGCAUCAGCUACGGCUCGAACGCUUCUCUUGGCAACAACGGCAACGGCGACAGCGCGUCAUGGUUCGGUGGUGCCUCUUCCGCAGCACCCCAACAGGCGGCGACCAAAUGGGAAGUAUUCGUGAUCGACGAUCCCAAACAAAAGAACGCCUUCGUGCUGCCCGGAGGCAAAAUUUUUGUCUUCACCGGCAUCAUGCCUGUCUGCCAGAACGCCGACGGCCUCGCCACCGUGCUCGGCCACGAAGUCGCACAUCAAGUCGCACGCCACUCUGCCGAAAAGAUGUCCGGCUACAAGGUACUGCUCUUCGGCACCUUCCUGCUGGACGCCUUUGGGCUGGACAUCGGUCUGAGCAGAGCCGCGCUCACUUUGCUGCUCUCGCUGCCCAACUCGCGCAAGACGGAGCUCGAAGCUGACUACCUCGGACUGCGCAUCAUGAGCCGUGCGUGCUUCGACCCGAGGGAGGCAAGCCGGCUGUGGACGCGCAUGAGCGAGUCCGAGGGUGGCAGCGGGGGAGGUGUCCUAAGCAGCGCACAGGCGAUCCUAUCGACGCACCCCGUUUCGAGUCAGCGCAUCAAGAACAUGGAAAAGUGGCUGCCCGAGGCGUUGGAGACCAGGCAGGCGUCCGACUGUCCUGCGCCCGAACAGAUCUCUGGGUUCAGAAGUGCGGCUGCUUCCGCACGCCAGACCUUCUCGCCGUUCUAG
Sporisorium graminicola is the source of this 1458-nucleotide messenger RNA. RefSeq lists its product as uncharacterized. Gene Ontology annotation, cellular component: mitochondrial inner membrane. The transcript has a single exon. Bases 1 to 1458 code for a protein of 485 amino acids. The record is from RefSeq and is a predicted model, not a curated record. Gene Ontology annotation, biological process: protein quality control for misfolded or incompletely synthesized proteins; mitochondrial protein processing. Lineage: Eukaryota; Fungi; Basidiomycota; Ustilaginomycetes; Ustilaginales; Ustilaginaceae. Gene Ontology annotation, molecular function: metalloendopeptidase activity.